GCUGGGCUCACAGCAUUAGAGUUAGAGUGUGUUGUGUUUGUAGGGGGGUUGGGGGUGGCAUGGUCUUGAACAGCCGAUCUGACAAACCAUUAACCAUUGUCUCCCCAAAUCUCCGGUAGAAUGCACACACCAUUAAUGAUGGCUCUGCUCAGUCUGAUCUCCUUAAUAAAGAAGAAAUAACAUGGUUUUUGUGGACACUCUUAAUAAUUUAAGUCCUAUGCACCAUACAUUUACUACCGGUUUCCUGUGGAAGUCCCCUUCUGUAUGAGAAUUCCUGCCAACAACAGCCUGCUUCAUUGCACACACCACUGGUCCGCUUACUUGAGCUGUCUUUCGAGCACAGUCACAAACGUUGAAGUAUGUAUCAACAUAUGGUAUAUUAAGUAAUAAUACUCUCUCUUUCCCCCUCUCUCUCUUUCUCUCCCUCUCCCACUCUCUCUUUCUCUCCCUCCCUCUCUCUUUCUCUCCCUCCUUUCUCUCCCUCCUCUCUCCCCCUCUCUCUUUUUCCCUCUCUCUCUCUCUCUCUCUCUCUCUCUCUCGAUAACAAUGACAUUCAGUGUAUGGAGCCUGUGUGAUCAAAGAGAUUAAGAUUGUUGAUUCCUCCAUUCAUAAUCAGCGCACGCCCCCCCCCCAUCUCUACCUGGCUGGGUCUAUUGAGGAGCCCCCCCUCACCACCACUACCCUUAAGAUAAAACUGUUAACCCUUAUCUUCUUGUCUUUGUGGGUUUUACCGUUGCUGUUUGUUACAAGGCAUCAUGGGAAGUAUUUUGAAGUUAAGAAUAGGUAGAAUAUGUAUUAAUUGUUAGUGAAUGUAGGCCUGUUUGUGGACACUGAAAGAUAGAACUGCAGGUGUCGUAUUUGGUCACCACUGUGGACACUGUGCGUUGACGAGAUGAUUGAGAUGAACAUGUUAUAUUUGUCUUAAGAAUUUGAAAGAAUGGGGCCACUUUCCUCAAUAAGGAAGUAAUCAACUUGUUGGCAAACUGCCUGGAGGGAAUGUGGAUUCUUUCUAUCAGUUGAUGGAAAUGUCCCUGAGUGUGUGUGAAAUGAUUUGAUCAUGUUAUGCACAGGAAAUAAUAAUCGCAUGAUUGGUAGCCACGUAUGAUGAUGUUGUGAUGUGAUAAGUAUAAUGCCAGGAAGGAAGUUGCUAGCCAAGAUACAAGCCAUGUCAAAUAAAGGGACGACUUAGAUUUAUGAAAAAACUGAGUUUCCAAAGCCAUCCGUAACAAACACAAUCCGGUUUGAAAAUAAGAAAUAUGCAAAGAGUAGAGGAAAACUCUCUCUGUUGUUUAUAGACCAUAAAGAGCAUUUUAUUAUCAUAUAAUUUCUAGUAUAAACCUUUCAUUGUUUAGAUAUUCUAUCAACGAUAUUCUUACAGAUAUUUUUUUUAAAAACUUUAAUCAGCACGUAACUGUGGAAAAAACCUCAUCACCAUGAGUGGACAGAACUUGGAUCCAUUGUUAUGAGUGAACUGUCUGGGAACGGGAAAAGCAUACUGUUGGAGAAGCUGUUCAAAGAUUACCCUGGUUGCUUUGCUUUAAGUGUUUCUCGUAAGUAAUUUGUGAUUUUUUUCCCCCCAGUCCUCUUUGCACCACACCCUCUUAAGUAUCUUGAUAAUAAAAUACUGCAUGUGUGUGUACAUACAGUAGAUCUCCUAUCUUGAUAAACAAUACAAUAGUGCAUGUGUGUAAAUAUUCUAUAAAUAUCUGAGCUUGACAAUCAGUAAAAUGUACAGAUACUUAAGAUGUCUCAGCUUGAUAAUCAAUAAAAUACUGCAUGUGUGUACAUAUUCAUUAGAUAUCUCAGCUUGAUUAUCAAUAGAAUGCCAUAUGUUUGUACAUAUAAACUAGAUAUCUCAGCUUGAUAAACACUUAGAUACUGCAUUUGUCCAUGCAUAUACUGGAUCACUGGUUUGUUUCAUACCAAAGAAUAUAAGACCAAUUACUUUUAUUAUUUGCAAACAUAACAGGAAGGAAUUAUUAUCUCAUUAUGACUGUGACAAUUAAUGGAUUAAGACCUUGUUCAUUGUCCUGUCUUAUUAAGACUUUGCUCAUUGUCCUGUCUUAUGCUUUGCAGAUACAACAAGAAAACCAAGGCCUGGGGAGAAAGAUGGCGUAGGUAAGUGGUUGUUGUGUCACAUACCCUGCAAAAGAUGUUGUAGAUGGUUGGUUUCUGUAUGAUAUACCCUACUAAAGAUGGUAUAGUUUAGUUGUUGUGUGAAAUACCCUAAACGGCCCAUUGUUUACCCUUCUCAUCAGUACCUAACACUAUCCUACCACAACUUAUAGUUUAAAAGCUUUAUUGGUUAGGUUUAAAUUCAAAUCUUCAAGUGUGAAUAUGGAGCUUUUUAACAAAUCACUCACAACAUGUCAAGGGGAAUGACCAAAUAUCAUGAACUAGAGAAAUAAGUAUUGGGGUGCCACAAGGUUGCAUUAAAUCCCCUGUCCCAUAUUUAAAAAAAGAAAAAACAAUUAGAUCCAGAGCCUAAGCAAGACCAUUUCAAUCAUAAAAUUUACAGAUGAAGCUUUAUCAGUUGGUUCAAUGAAAAUUUUCUUCAGCGGAAUGUCUCAAAUAGGAAAGAAAUUUGGUUGUCCAUUUCCAAAGGGAGACUCACCUAAUUGCAGAUCACACAAUAAAAAAAUCACAGUACAGAGAAAGUCGACAAUAUCAGUACCUAACAUCAAACACUGACUAAAUAGAAUAAUCAUUAAAACAUAAACUAAACGUCCUUCACUUGAACUAUUUAAAAAGAAAAAUGCUCAGAGGAGCAGUUUGAGAAGUUAAUUGCUGAAAAGGGCUUCCUUGAAUAUGCUCAGUUUUCUGGAAAUUUCUAUGGAACAAAUUUUAAAAAAAAAGUCUUUAGAAAAACCUCACAUCUAAUUUUAUUUAAGAGGAUUCUAUUUAUAUCAGUCUGGUAUUCCCGUUUUCAAAGUCCAAUAAUUCACACAUCAAUCUAUCUUCCAAACAUUAGUUCACCAAUUCUCAUAUCAAACUUUCACCUAAACCUUACUUCACAAAUUUACACAUCAAACUAUCCCCUAAACUUUAGUUCACUAAUUCCCACAUCAAACUGUCCUUUAAACCAGUGGUUCUCAAGCUUUCUGAUGCCGCGACCCUUUAAUACAGUUCCUCAUGGUGUGGGGACCCCCAACCACAAAAUUAUUUUCGUUGAUACUUUAUAACUGUCGAGUUUAUGUGUUUUCCGAUGAUCUUAGGCGACGCCUGUAAAAGGGUCGUGCGACCCCCAAGGGGUCACGACCCACAGUGCUUUAAACCAUAAGUUUAUUCACACAUCAAACUAUCCCUUAAACCUUAGUUCAACAAUUCCCACAUCAAACUAUCAACUUGACCUUAAGUUCCCAUCUCCACACCAAAUGUGCUCACACACGACCUGCAGCUUUAUAUUAUGGAUAGAGUUCAGUUAACCUAGUAGUAUCCAUCCAGUUCAUUAGUCAUAAAAAAAAAAAAAACUAAACCCACUCUUUAAACUCUUCUGUGACUUUCAUUGAACAAGGGUGCUUCGGGACAGCAUCACCACCAGCUACAAGGUGGGCUUGGCUGCUCUUGGCAUCGGCAUCAUGAUGAACAUUGGAGGUGUGGUUCGAUGGAGGAUAUAUUGUGGGACUUUGGAUGCUGUGCAUCAAUGGCGAUUGUGAUGCUAUUCCGGAUUCCAAUAAAAAAGGUA
Lymnaea stagnalis (great pond snail) is the source of this 3685-nucleotide messenger RNA. NCBI's taxonomy places the organism in Eukaryota, Metazoa, Mollusca, Gastropoda, Lymnaeidae. The record is from the annotation of a GenBank genome assembly.